Botrytis deweyae is the source of this 1758-nucleotide messenger RNA. RefSeq lists its product as uncharacterized. NCBI's taxonomy places the organism in Eukaryota, Fungi, Ascomycota, Leotiomycetes, Helotiales, Sclerotiniaceae. The transcript has a single exon. The coding region runs from base 1 to 1758 and encodes 585 amino acids. The record is from RefSeq and is a predicted model, not a curated record.
AUGCCAUCCUCACCACCGCUCCAAGACCCCCGACCCAAACCCAAACCCAAACCCCCUCAUCGAGCCUCCGAAACCGAAGAAGAAAGAGCUGCUCGCCACCGCGCACAUCAUGAAAAACGACGUCAAGAAAGGAGGUCCACUCCCCGAUACGAUGAUUCCGAGCGGGGAGAUAGGAAGAACGAGAGAGGUGAUAGGGGAAAGAGUGAUAAAACCGAGAAAGAAGAAAAACAAGGACUUUUCAGUAAGAGUCGAAAGAGUAUUGGGAGGGGAAUUAUGGCGUUGGGGAAAUGUGUGGCGGGGAAUGGGGUUGGAGAUGGAGAUGGAGAUGCAGAGGAGAAGGGGAGGAGGGAAGAGAGAAGGGAUGUUGGUGAUGGUAGAAAGGGUGAGGAUGAGGAGUAUAGGAGGAGACGAAGGAGACGACGUAGUAGUGUGGGGGAAGAUGAUUAUGAGGAGAAGAGAAAUAGAGAUAGAGGUGAUGGGGAGAGGAAAGCUCGAGUUGAUGCUAAAUUUCCUGCGCCAGAAGACAGACCAAGAACCGAGCGAGAUAGAGAUACGAGGGAGGGAGAACCUCGUAAAACUACACCCCUAGCUAAAUCAUCACCCUCGCUCCCUCCUAAAACCCUAUCUCCCACAGCAAAAGAAAAAGAAGCCCAAAUCCUCGCAAGAGAAUUCGAAGAACGCAAUCUCGCCGAAGCAAAAAAGCUACACAUCGCCCAACGAGCCCGCGAAGAACGCACCAAAGAGGAACAAGAGAGGAAAGCCCAAGUUCUCUCAGCCGAGAAAGCUCAAAAAGAGAAAGAAGAACGCGAUCGUAUCUCACGAGAAACCCUCUUACUCCAGCGCGAAAAGGAAAAGGAAAAAGAAAAAGAAAGAGAAAGAGAAAGAGAAGAAAAUCUCCGUCGCGAAUCCAUCCGUAAAACCACCGAAGAGCGACUCGCGCGGGAGAAGAAAGAACAAGAGAGAAAUCUGACUCUCCAAAAAGAACGAGCCGAAAAAGAACUUCGAGCUCGAGAGCAAGAAAACACUCGACGCAUGCAAAAAGAACGAGCGGAAAGAGAACAUCAAGCACAACUUGCGCGAGAAGAAAAGGCACGUCAAGAUCGAGAACGAGAAAAAAUAGAGCAAGAGCGAAAACGUCAAGAAACUCUCCAUCUCCAACAAAAACAACAAGAACUCGAAGCCCACCGGCAACGUCAAGCACAAGCACAAGCACAAGCCGAAGCCCUCCGCAAAGCCGAAACUGCCCAUCUCCUCAAACUCAAACUCAAACUCCAACAACAAAAACUCCAAGCCCAACGCGCCGCUCAAGAAGCCGAAAUCGCAGCUGCAGCUGCUCGGAAAAAAGCAGACGCAAAAGCACAGGCAGACGCAAGAGCAAAAGAGAAACUCGCCGCGCAAAACCAUCUCGCCGCCCAACGGCUCGCGCUCACCCUCGAGAAACAGCGCGUCAAAGCGCAAGCGCAAGCGCAGGCGCAGGCCCAGGGCGGCGCCGCAAAAACCCUCACGCCCGCCAAUCUCCUCGCGGUACCCCAGCAACUGCAAGCCCAGCCCCCGAAAUGCAUCGGAAACAUGGAGCGGACCAUCCUCGAAGGCUACGUGCCGAUGAGCAGCGCGGAGCUCCUGGCGCGGGAUAUCGCGCUGGGAGUGGUGGUGCCGCCCCGACCCGUGCGGUGUAUUGGGAAUAUGGAGCGGACGAUUUUGGAGGGGUAUGUGCCGAUGAGUGAGGAGGAGAUGAGGAGGAAGAGGGAGGGGAGGUGA